CCGCUUUCCAGUCCACUGGGAGACCUCUAGUUGCUCAAGCACGGAUACAAUCAGGCUUAGUAGAAUUCCGUUGCCAGAGGAGAACCAGGCGCUCAUUCGAUCUGCAUAAGAUCUCGUGCUCGAGCCGUAAGCUUGCCACCGUCCUGCCUGUCCUUGUUGUCUUCGGAAGCCAAUCCUCAUAUAAACACGGUCGGCAAAAUUGAGCGGCUCAACUCAGUCUGACGGCACUGAACAACCAGGGCAGCCUCGAUCACCUCCUCAAUUGCCGGUUAGGCAUCGCUAAGAACGGCUUCAAUUGCGUCACGAGGAAAGCGGAGUUGUGUAUGAUCAGGCUGAAUUCGCUGAUCCGAGAUUUCUGGCCCUGCUCAAUCGAGGUGAGAUUGGUGCUCGGUGAGUGACGGCGGUGGCUCGUCGUCGGUUGGCGAGUCCCAACCUGGUUGCUAUUCACUCGGUCAAUUUGCCUGAUAUCAUGGCUGCUCUACAAGUAUGUGUAUCUGCAGUGAAGCAGUCCGUGGCCUCUCCGUUGAUGCGUUCCAACAGCAAGGUGCCGUGUACUGCCAGAACACUAUCUGUCCUUCCUGUCUUACCUCGAGUAGCUCGGAAGAGGUGUGGAGUCGCACGAGCGGCUGGUACUGCAGAUGAGAACAUCUGCCCAGACUCGCUACCAGCCAACUUCAGCUGUGUCGAUGCGAACAUGGUGACGUUGAGACGGCGGAUCGAAGGUGUGCGGGUGAAAGAAUCGUUCAUGCACACCCCUGAGGAGUGGAUGGAAUGGGAGAGGUCCUGCUACAACACUUACCGAGCCGACGUGAAUGUUCUGGUGGCAACACUGCAGAGUCACUUGCUCAGCAUGCGCCCGAGCGUAGUUCUAUCCAUCAUUUCCCUCCUCUUCGCCAUCGCUCCCGUGGCGGCUCUUCUCUUCUUCUCUGCUUUGGGUGGGCAGCUCUACUCGAUGAACAACGCACUCCUCGACAUGCUGUCUUCGACCUCGACAACGUACUAACUCUGCAGUCUCGAACGUAAAUCUAGUCAUUCAUUACCCUCGUGAGUAGUGGAAGGGUUGUCAAGAGUAGAAGAAGAUCCGUGACGACACUAGUGAACAAAUCUAGGAAGGAUGUAAAAAAUUUAGUUCUGAUCAUUCUCUCGCGGACCAAGGUGACAUGAUACUGGUGAUCAGAUGUGUACCGAUGCGAGCUGGCUACAAAUCAAUCCGACGACAUUAAAACCGUUAUUUUCAUUCGACCGAAAGGCUUGUAUGAGCUUUCUGUCGACCUUCAGCAGGUCAUCAUUCGGAAGUUCUGACGAGAAAGUGAGACCAUCUUGGGCGAAGGAUCAUAUCAUAGUAUUGGAAAGCAGGUGGUUGCCGUUUAGUAAGAAGGUCCUGUGCAGUUUAUCUUCUGAAAUGAUCACCACUAGUCAGGCGGUUCUGCGAAGCGCUUCGUUGUAAGAAGCACCACCAUUGUAAGAAUAUAACCGUAAAUUUUUAAAGCUAAAAUUAUCCAG
This is a messenger RNA of Marchantia polymorpha subsp. ruderalis, 1503 nucleotides long. NCBI's taxonomy places the organism in Eukaryota, Viridiplantae, Streptophyta, Marchantiopsida, Marchantiales, Marchantiaceae. The record is from the annotation of a GenBank genome assembly.